Syngnathus typhle (broad-nosed pipefish) is the source of this 2831-nucleotide messenger RNA. It is a transcript of the gene dnajc5aa, whose product is annotated as DnaJ (Hsp40) homolog, subfamily C, member 5aa. Gene Ontology annotation, biological process: regulation of synaptic vesicle cycle. Bases 446 to 1045 code for a protein of 199 amino acids. Lineage: Eukaryota; Metazoa; Chordata; Actinopteri; Syngnathiformes; Syngnathidae. Gene Ontology annotation, cellular component: presynapse; membrane; intracellular membrane-bounded organelle. The record is from RefSeq and is a predicted model, not a curated record. The transcript has 6 exons.
UCCGCCUCCCGCAUCGUUCACCGUGAGCGCGCACGUUACGUCGUUCAACGUAAGGGGCGGGGCCAACGUUCUGCUGCAGCUGUCCAUGGUUGGAAUAGGAGCCAUACACACUCACUGAAAAUCCUCGUAGAGAUGCAGCCAUAGUCACGAGACACCGACCGUACUUCCUUCGUCGAUACCCGACCACCGCUGGUUGUCCUUCUCACACUUUGGUUUCGUGGAAGUAACGCCGACCAGGAGGCCGUUGGGACAAGUGAAGCGUGUUCGAAUGCGAGUGAAGGAGUGAUUGUAAGAAAUGCACUGCGGGAGUGUGUCAUAAAUCCACCACUGGCCCCCUUUGACUCUGCAGAGCUUGGCCGGGCAGCGCAAGGCAGAACAGGGCCAGCUGCUGCCCUACAGUCAGCACCAUUUCAUCUCGAAAACUUGCCUGUGGACGUGAGGCAUCAUGGCUGAGCAUCAGAGGCAGCGUUCUCUGUCCACUGCUGGUGAGUCUCUCUACCAUGUGCUUGGAGUGGAAAAACUUGCCACGAAUGAUGACAUCAAGCGAUCCUACAGGAAACUGGCUUUGAAGUUUCACCCGGACAAGAAUCCUGACAAUCCGGAAGCGGCAGAUAAGUUCAAGGAGAUAAACAAUGCCCACGCCAUUCUCAAUGAUUCCACGAAGCGCAACAUUUACGACAAAUACGGCUCGUUGGGACUGUACGUGGCUGAGCAGUUUGGAGAGGAGAACGUCAACACUUAUUUUGUCCUUUCCAGCUGGUGGGCAAAGGCGCUGUUUGUGUUUUGCGGCCUGGCCACUGGCUGCUACUUCUGCUGCUGCCUGUGCUGCUGCUGCAACUGCUGCUGCGGAAAAUGUAAACCUCGGCCUCGGGAGGGCCAGGAACAGGAUUUUUACGUGUCCCCGGAGGACCUGGAAGCCCAGUUGCAAUCUGAUGAAAGAGAGACGGGAGGUGAGCCCAUCAUGCUUCAGCCCACAGCUACAGAGACCACCCAGCUGACGUCGGACGGCCACUACUCUUACCACACCGACACCGGCUUCAACUAAGCGGCCGCACCCGUCCGUCCGUCUGUCUGUUCCUCCUCACCUCUGUACCACCUGCUCCCCUGCGCCACCUCCAUGACGGGAAAGAAUCCAUCUUUCACAAGGAAGGCCCAUGCAGAGGACAGGGACUAGUCAGCAUGGUCCAUCAAAAGAACUACUCAUCCCUUACACCCCCUCCCGUUCCCAAACUCCCUAUUUAUUUGCCCAAAGUAUGACAAGAAAUCAUAUUUUAAUUUCUUUUCUAAUUCCUCCCCGCGUCCCACUAAUCCCGCAUUGUGUGUUGUUGUGUAGCAUGCAGCAUAAUUCCUCUCUGGCAACAUUUUGACUCUCUCCGUGCAAUUAUGUCUACAUGAGUACGGAGUGCGAUUUGAGAGCGGUGUGGCUCUCCGUGGCAUUGGGCUUACAAACCGAUUGUCAAGCAGCGGGAAAAAUGUGGCUGCCGUCGUGAAUUCUCUCACGUUUAUUUGAUAGUUGCUUCACAGUGUCCGGGUCACUUUGUCCUCUAUGCCUGAGAGGAAUGUUGUCAUAUCAGCAGACUGUCAUUUGUUUUUACAGAAAGAUUGAAAGAGAAGGUCAUGUGUCAGGAAGAACAUUACAUUUAUCUUGUUGUGCGGUAAUUCCGAUGGCCGCAACCGCUUAAUUUUUUUUAUUGUUUUGAGAGGAAUAUAAUUGUUCAUUUUGUUUUGAAGUUCGUGUUUAGAAGUGUGAUAUCUGUGAGCAUUGUCGAUUUGUUUUUAGGACUGCAACUAUUAAUCGGAUAAAGAAAAUCUAUAAAUUCCACCCAAAGUGACUCAAUUUGACAAUGAAGGUAAUAAUUCGGUUGCUGAUUUGGUCUGUAAUAUUUGUCAGAAAAUCAGCAAAAUGAUUGAUCUUUGUUUUCCAUCCUAAAAGCAUGGGUUAGCAAAUAUAUUAUUUUGAUACUCAGUCUGUUUUCAUGGAGGAAAACAGAAAUUUACCGAUGAGAGGCUGAAAUUCCAAGAUUUUGGUCUAGUUUCAAUUAAACAAGUUCUCGAAACGAUUAAUCGAUUAUCAAGAUAGUUGUCGAUUAAUUUGAUAAUCGAUUAGUUGUCAAUAGAGUUGAUGCUCCUCUACGCCUUUAAAUCUGCACAGCUGGCACGGAGCACAGUCAGUGAUCCGGUAUCUCCACCAGAAUUUCGUUUUGACACACUUGCAUCGUUUGGAUUUGCAUGAAUGGCCACACAUAUGCAAAUCCCGCACGGUACUGUAAGUUUUCCAUUUGCCACUCGGCUCGAUACGGUUUUCGAUGGUUUACAAGCGCUGAGCUGCGUGCGACUGUCCAACCUCUGCUAUUAACAGUAUGGAUGUUUCGUAUGAUGUUUCCUGUAACCCCUUGAUGAAACAUACUGUAGUGCCCGUCCCAUGGCUUUUCCAUUGAGAAGAUGCUACUGUACAUGUUGUAAGUUGAAUGCACUUAAAGAAAUGGAAACAAAAAAUACAACAGGUCCGUGUUUGAAAAAUGACUCCGGCAAAAGAGGACAGUAUUGAGUGCAACUAUAGUGAAUUGGUUUUAUGACAAAUCCACUGAGGUUAAUUCAUGUUAUACUUUGUGGUGGAAAUUCAUUUUAACUGGUGCAGUGUUGUAUUGUAACCAUUCAAUUGUGCGAGGAGACUUAUAACGGACUUCAGGUUGGUUGUGCAUACAGGCCGCCUCAAAACAGUAAAGUACAAGAAACAUUUAUGUUGUAGCAUGGUUAUCGUGUGUCUGGAAGAAAACAUGUGGAUCACUGAUCUCAAUUUGCUGUUUGUGAAUAAAUGUUCCGAAACAUUG